Stylonychia lemnae is the source of this 1200-nucleotide messenger RNA. NCBI's taxonomy places the organism in Eukaryota, Ciliophora, Spirotrichea, Sporadotrichida, Oxytrichidae. The record is from the annotation of a GenBank genome assembly.
AUGUUAAAAUACAUAGGAGCAGGUUUCACCUUAUUUGCAGUUCCUACAAGUUAUUAUGGCUAUUAACGCAGACAGAAGUUUCUCUAAGACCCAAUAAUGUAGAGAGCACUUUUGAAUUUAUAAAAGGACAAGCGUGUGAUUGAUUUUUGUGGUGAAAAUAUCAAGCCAGGCUGGAUUAUUUCUAAGAAAGAACAACCUAAUGAUAACUGGGUCAAGUUCGAUUUAACUGUCAAAGGACUUUCAGGCAAGCUUAAGACUACAGUUAUCGGAGAUUACCUCAAGCAUAAUGAACUCUAAUUGCUAGAAUCAGAAAGAGUUUAAUACUAUUAGGAUAAAUAACAAGAUGAGGCAAAGAUGAAUGAAAAAUUAGUUGAAUUAGAGGCAAAAGUGAAAGCAAGUAAAGGCAAAAUAACUUCAGAGGAGAGUGCAGCUGAGGAGAAACAGAUCUUAGAGUAAUUUAAAGCCAAAUAGUAGGAAUAUAUUCCAGUUGAUUUCGAUGCUUACUCAAUCCUUGAUAAACCCACUUUGGACAACCUACCCAAGAUUAAACUUUAAGACAGCAUUAAAGAGGAAGAGAAGAUAUGGAGGAUCAGCUCGCUUACUACUUAUGUGGAUGAUGAGACUAAGAUAUUGAUCCUACCAUUGCCUGAGUCAAAAAGAUCAGUUAAGAUUCAGGAUACUAAGUAUGACUUUAAGAUUUAUGAGGACUUAAUUAAAAAACACCUAGCUAAGGAGGAGGAGCUCUAGGUAAAUGAGAAGGUAGUGAGAUUUGAAGAUAAGACCCAAGAGGAAAUAUAGAAUGACAUCAAGAAGAAGAGGCGUACAUAGAUCCAAAUGAUGAAUAAGAUUCGAACCUAUCAAUUCUUUAUUAUGGCAGCAGUUGGUUUCCUAUAUAUCUUUGUCUAUAGGAGAUUUUUAGCUGGCAAGUCAGUGAUGAACAGUGUCAUCUAUCAUUAAACAGUGAAUUAUGUGAAGGCAAGCUCGAAAAUUUAGAAUGUUUUGGGAUAAUAACUUCAAGUCAUGAACUGCAAUGGCAAAAUAUGGCCUAUGAAAAGCAAUGUGGACUUUGAUUUAAUAGUAUUUGGAAGCCAGCAAAAAGGAAAAAUCAGAGUGCAAACUGACUAUGAUAAAAGUAAUUAGAAAUGGAAGAUUAACUAGAUUGAUCUUAUCACCAGACAAGGCACCACAUAAAUUGUUUGA